Penicillium daleae is the source of this 7893-nucleotide messenger RNA. Its product is annotated as type I polyketide synthase. Gene Ontology annotation, molecular function: 3-oxoacyl-[acyl-carrier-protein] synthase activity; oxidoreductase activity; fatty acid synthase activity. The transcript has 6 exons. The record is from RefSeq and is a predicted model, not a curated record. Gene Ontology annotation, biological process: fatty acid biosynthetic process; secondary metabolite biosynthetic process. Lineage: Eukaryota; Fungi; Ascomycota; Eurotiomycetes; Eurotiales; Aspergillaceae. Bases 1 to 7893 code for a protein of 2630 amino acids.
AUGCGGCCCUUGUCACUGGUCAGUCAGGCCAGUGGCGAUCGGGUCGCACCGGCUGAUACACUAGAGCCUAUUGCUAUUGUCGGUCUGGCCACUCGUUUCUCACAAAAUGCAACCACCACGGAAGGGCUGUGGCAGCUGCUUUUGGAAGCGCGGUCAACUUGGUCAUCCAUUCCCAAGGAACGAUUCAAUGCAGACGCAUUCUAUCACCCAGAUCCAGAACAUGGAGGAACGUUCCAUGUUCAAGGAGGGCAUUAUCUCUCUGAAGAUCCGGCAUUCUUCGACAGCCCGUUCUUUAAUAUCUCCAAAACCGAACUCCUGACCCUAGACCCGCAACAGCGAUUGAUCCUGGAGAAUGUGUACCAUGCCUUGGAAAAUGCUGGCAUCACUAUGGAGACUGCCCUAGGGUCCAAUACGUCCGUCUUUGUGAGCGGCUUUAACCACGAAUACCUUGGAAUUCUCAACUCGGACCCAGAAACUGCGGUUAAAUACAAGCCAACCGGUGUAACAAAUUCCACCCUCUCCAACAGAGUCAGCUGGUUCUUCAACUUCAAGGGAUCCAGUAUGACAAUCGACACAGCCUGCUCGAGUAGUCUGGUUGGAUUGCAUCUCGCUGUACAAAGCCUGCGAACCAGAGAGACCAACAUGACUUUGAAGGCGGUCGUCAGCGGCGUCAGCAUUUUGGAGAACCCGGUCGAGACAAUUGGAAUGGGCCACCACGGUCUACUAGGGGCCCAAGGGCGUUCAUUCAGUUUCGAUGCUCGUGCUGAAGGCUAUGCCCGUGGGGAGGGUGUUGGCACCGUAAUUCUAAAGCCGUUGAACGCCGCGGUACGAGACGGCGAUACCAUCCGUGCAGUCAUCCGAGAAUCCGGCGUCAACCAAGAUGGUCGAACGCCGGGAAUCACCGUACCUAGUUCCAAUGCACAAGAGAGACUUAUCCGGGAAGUCUACUGGCGAGCUGGACUGGACAUGGAACAAACCAGAUUCGUUGAGGCUCACGGAACUGGCACGAGCACGGGAGACCCUAUCGAGGCGGAGGCCUUGUCGAGGGCUUUCAAAUGCCGUCGAGAUGGUCCUCUUUAUGUUGGGGCAGUCAAAUCGACCAUUGGACAUUUGGAAGGAGGUUCCGGGAUAGCAAGCAUUAUCAAAUCUGUCCUUGUGCUUGAGUCAGGGAUCAUUCCAGCCAAUCAUGGUCUCCAAGAGGUUAACCCCAAGAUCCCGGUCAAUGAUUGGAACAUCAGAUUUCCAACGAAGAAGACGCCGUGGCCUUCAAAGGGACUCCGCAGAGUAUCUGUGAACUCAUUUGGUAUUGGAGGCACUAAUGCUCAUUGUGUCUUGGAUGACGCCUACCAUUAUCUUCAAGAACGCAGAAUCUCAGCGAUUCAUAAUACCGCACCUACCGUCCCGUGGACAGGGAAAACACAGCCACGAAGGAAGCUAAGUCUCGGAUCUGAGACUGAUCAGUCUUACGGGCACUCCGAUUCUGCAGACGAUAGUGAUCAUUCAGGUAGUGGCUUUGUGUUUGUUGACACGCCCACGAGCGAUACAUUCUGCCACUCGCCAGGUUUGGGGUUCUCAACCUUCGAUAGCCUCAUCGAGGUUCCGCAUGUCUUCCUGCUAUCUGCAUUUGAUGAAGAUGGCGUGAAACGUAACGCCUCUACAUAUGCUACUUAUCUAAACAAGAAAUUGAGCCAGACACAACCAACAGAUCAAUUUCUUGACGAUCUGUCCUUCACACUCUCUCGCCAUCGAUCUAUCUUCCCUUGGAAAGGUUUUGUAACAGCGUCCACUGUCAAACAGCUUGCGUGGACACUGGGAGAAUCAGACUUUGCGAGCGCCACAAGGACAGUCACUGCACCGGAGAUCAGCUUCGUGUUUACUGGACAGGGUGCACAAUACCAAGCGAUGGGUCGAGCAUUGAUGGCCUUUCCCGUUUUUCAGGAUUCACUGGAAGAAGCCUCAGAGUGCAUCCGCCGGCUAGGAAGUCCCUGGCUCUUGAUGGACGAGCUCUUUGCCGAAGCAAAGUCGACACGGAUCAACCUUCCCGAGAUUUCCCACCCCGUCUGCACUGCAUUGCAGGUGGCAUUGGUAGAUCUCCUGGCAAGCUGGGGAAUUUUUCCAAAAUACGUCACCGGCCACUCAUCUGGUGAAAUUGCAGCCGCCUACUGUGCAGGCAAGUUAUCGCGCGAGGCCGCUUGGAAGGUCUCAUAUUUCCGUGGUUACGUCUCAUCGAAACAAUCCGCCGCCAACGGAGCGAUGAUGGCCGUAGGCCUGAAUGGAACCCGCCUUGAAUCGUAUCUCGAUUCAGUGCGCAAGUGUCGGAAAGGAGAGCUUAUCAUUGCCUGUCACAAUAGCCCCAAGAACAACACGGUAUCUGGUGACGAGGCCAUGAUUGAUGCCCUGAAAGAGCUCUUGGACGCUGACGGGAUAUUCUGCCGGAAACUCAAUGUUCAAAAUGCUUACCACUCUGCUCACAUGGAAGCAAUUGCCCCGGAUUAUCUUCAUCUCAUGGGCUCACUUCACUCUGGAGGUCGGUUAGCCACGCCUCAUAUGGUGCAUAUGUUCUCAACCGUUACCGGCGAAGAGGUUCAGCAAGAACAUCUCCCUGGCCAAUACUGGGUCAAUAACAUGGUAUCGCCUGUCAAAUUUACGAAGGCGCUGAACCAAAUGCAUGCGCGAGCAACAGCGGAUGCAUCUGGCGAGAGCAAUCUGCACAUUCUUGAGGUUGGACCACAUUCAACACUUCAAAGCGCGAUCAAAGAGACACUGGGAUUGAAGAAAGACCAGCCAAGUGCGAAAUAUCUAGGUUUACUCAAGCGGAAUGAUCAUACCCUGAACGUGUUACUCAAUACCGUUGGUUCUUUGGCUGUCAACGGCUAUCCUCUGGACUUGCACAAGAUUAAUCUUGCCUCUCGCCCUCGGAGAAAGAGACAGCCUCGACUCCUGGUUGACCUGCCCCCAUAUAGCUUCAAGCAUACGGAGAAGACCCUCUAUGAGAGUCGAUUGAGCAGAAACCUGCGAAACAGAAAGUACCCCCGUCAUGAUCUGUUCGGUGCACCUGUCGCGGACUGGGACCCAAAUCUGCCCAGGUGGAGGCAUUUCGUCCGGUUAGACGAGAACCCAUGGCUGAGGGAUCACAUGGUCACCGGUAACUAUGUCUAUCCAGGCGUUGGUUUCCUCGUCAUGGCGAUUGAGGCUUCUCGGCAGCUGGCUGGUGAAGCGAAACUCAACGGGUUUCAACUGCGUCAUGUCCACAUCCAAAGAGCCCUGAUCAUUCCCGAUACGAAACAGGGUAUUGAAGUGAGUCUGUCGAUGACGGCUUCCGAGGCAUCAUCGGACACCAAGUCUUGGCGUCGCUUUCACAUCAGCUCAUACAAUGAGUCAAGCGAGAAAUGGACUGAGCAUUGUUCUGGUGAUAUCGCAAUUGAGUCUGCAAAGAUUACAGAUCCUAUUGACAAUGGUCGCGAGGCAAAAGCAAAAGCCCAAGCCCAUUGGGAAGGCUUCCGACGGGCUGAGAAAGACUGUAUCCGAUCUAUGAAUUUUCCGAUGAUCUACAAGAAUCUUCAAAGAGAGGGCCUCAAUUUUGGAUCUCUCUUUCAGAAUCUCGGUAAUGUGCGUACCAGUGGCUCAAGAUGCGGAAUAAUGACAGGCACGGUUUCGACCCCCAACAUUGCCAAGGCAAUGCCCAAGGAGUACAUGCAUUCUCAUUUGAUCCAUCCCGCAACCAUGGACAGUAUGAUACACAUGAUGAUCGCGGCAGUGAUUGACUUCAAUGGCAAGAACUCUCUAGACACGAUUAGACUCCCUACAUUCAUUCGUGAUAUGUGGGUUUCCGCCGACAUGAGCUCUUCGCCGGGUCACAAAUUCACUGGGCAUGCAUCCGUCGCUCCUUCGAAGGCUGGCAAAUUCCAAGGUCGCAUACAAGUGUUCGACGCGUAUACCAAAGUGCAGCGCAUCAAUAUGAAUGACAUUGAGCUCACUCCGCUUGAGUCGGGAUCUGAUGAGACUCUGAAACGGCAGCUCUGCACAGUAAUCGACUGGAAGCCGGACGUUGAUUUCCUCGAUUCCAAGUCUGCUUACAAUUCGGUUUCAAUUGAACAUGCUGAUAGCAGCCAGGAGCGACUGUGGACUCAGCGGCUUCAACUUGCAACUAUGCUUCAUGUCAUGGAUGCCCUGGAUGAGCUCCAAGACCUGGACGUCACAUCCCUUGACUUGCAUCUCCGCAGAUUCUACGAUUGGAUGAAGCACAUGCGAGACAAGCUUGAGCAUAAUACCAUUAUUCAUCUUCCCCACUCCAAGUUCCGCGAACUGGCUCGCGACGAGUCACUCAAAGAAUCUCUCUAUGCAGAGGUUGAGCGUCACAGUGCUGAAGGCGCAAUUACCAUCCGGAUGGGCCGCGGCAUUGUUGGUGUCAUGCGGAAUAAGAUUGAUCCUCUUCAUCUCAUGUUCGGACAAGAUAGUAUCAUGGAAGAUGUAUAUAAGGAGGGCCUUCAAUUGCACAACUUGCCCAAGCAUCUCCACAACCACCUGGAGCUCCUUCGUCACAAACACUCCGGCCUGAACAUUCUUGAAGUUGGUGGUGGCACUGGCAGUUUCACCGCGGAAAUUCUCGCUGUACUUUCACCCGAAUUGGCCCCUGCUAGAGGCAGCAUUGCAAGCUAUACGUUCACCGAUAUCUCAUCGGGGUUCUUCGACAAAGCCAAACGCAGAUUCCAGUCAUGGAACAGCAUCAUGAACUUCAAGACGAUGGACAUCGGGAGAAAUCCUGUUGAGCAGGGUCUACAGCCUGGUUCUUACGACCUGAUCUUCGCAGGGAAUGUGAUCCACGCCACCGCGGAUUUACAUAAUGCACUAGCCAAUCUCAGAUCUCUUCUUCGACCUGGAGGUCAAUUGAUCAUGCAGGAAGGAAUUCGACAGGAUUUCCUGUGGUACCCUCUUGUCUUUGGUCAGCUUCCUGGGUGGUGGCUCGGCAAUGAGCCCAUGCGACGAUGGUGCCCAUACAUUCCAUCCUGUGAAUGGAAUAGACUCCUCAUCGAUUCCGGGUUUACAGGUGUUGAAAUCGAGUACCCAAGCUCUGCUGAUGAAGACUUGACGUGGCAAAGCAUUCUUGUCUCGACCGCCGUUGCUCCACAAAGUAUGCCUUCGCGGGAUAUUUUUAUUCUGACCUUGGGGUCAUCCAUCACAGAAGACGCAGUCACCACUCUUCGACAUAAGCUCCAGGGGAAGGAAGGCUCGCAGGCUGUCAUCGUUGUAGGGCCAUCAGAACUCAAUUACAUCACUGGAUCCGAUUCGAUUUGUAUUUCCCUUAUCGACCUGGAAAUCCCCUUCCUUUCAAAUAUCAAGCAAGAGGAGUUCAUUGCGCUGAGGGAAAUGCUCAUGGAAUGUCCGAGCAUCCUGUGGUUGACCCCAACCCCAUCUUCCCAUCCAUUGACAAGUAUGAGCAUGGGUCUGCUUCGGACUGUUCGAUGGGAACGAGACGCAGACGGCUCGAAUAUUGUGACCUUGGAGGUUGACGAUCCUUCCAUCGUUCGCGGGCAGGACCUGGCAACAUGGAUUGAAAAGAUUGUUGAGCAUCAAUUCACACCGAUUCCGACGGCGGACCGACAUGCUGAGUACCGCCUGCGGGAUGGAACUAUGGAAGUCGGCAGAUUACGCGAGUGGCAAGAGCCAGAUGGGUUUCUCGCUGUGCAGACGUCGAGUGCGGCACCUGAGAUGAAGCUUCUUGGAGCGAUUGACCGCCCCAUUAAGUUAGAUUCCUCAAAGCCUGGUACACGAGGACAAUAUUGGUCAACAGACACAUCCGUUGAUGGUCCAAUUCACGAGAUGGAAAUUGAAGUCGAAAUUCGUGCAGUCGGGUUAAAUGCGGACACCAGCUCCCCCAACCUCUCGAAUGAAGCUUCUGGUAUCGUGAAGAGCGUUGGCCCUACUGUCGAAGACUUUGCCCCAGGUGAUCACGUCGUCUUCCUUACGGGCGACGAACGCAAAAGCUGCUUCCGGACUGUUGUGCGACUUGAUCAUAGACUGGCUGUCAAGGUUCCCCCUGGAAUUUCAUUUUCCGUCGCUGCUGGGCUUCCCUCUGUCUAUGUCACUGCCCUUUAUGGAUUAGCGGAUGUGGCUCGAUUGUCUGAAGCCAACACCGUCUUGAUUCACGGCGGAGCUGGACCUCUCGGUCAGGCUGCAAUUCAGUAUGCCAAAACAACUGGAGCAACAAUUUUUGCCACCGUGUCAACGGUAGAAGAUCGAGAUUUCCUCACUUCUCAGUAUGGAAUCCCUGAAGACCAUGUGUUCUCCAGGCAGACUGACAGCUUUACUUUCGGCGUCAUGCGGUGCACGAAUGGCACUGGAGCUGAUGUUGUUUUUAACACUCUUUCUGGUGAGAGUCUGCAAGAAUUAUUGGCUUGCGUGGCUCCAUUUGGUACCGUCCUUCAUGUCGACACAGCGGGAGCAAAGGUCAACAAAACCAUGUUUGAUCUCUCGUCUGUGCGACCUAACGUGACCAUCGCCAAUCUUGACAUAUCCGCCCUAGCUCAGUAUCGACCGAAUGUGAUCAAAAGACUGUUGACGAAGGCGUUGGGUUUGUACAAGAACGGCGAGAUUAGUCAUUCUCAACCCUUGACAAUCAAAUAUUUCGCCAAGAUCGGUGAACGUGAUCAAGUACAAGACAGCAGCAAUGGAAGGGUUGGAAAGUUCGUCUUCAAAUAUGAAGCUUCUGACCUCAUCCCCGUUCUUCCUGAUGCUCGAUCUCCAUAUCAAUUUGACAGGCACGCUUCUUAUGUUCUUGCCGGCGGACUGGGUGGCUUGGGCCGCAGUCUGGCUCGAUGGAUGGCCGCCCGUGGUGCGAAGAACCUUGUGUUCCUUUCCCGUUCAGGUCGUGUAUCCGCACCUGUAGCUGAAAUGCUAGAGGACUUGAAAGCCACGGGUUGCAAGGCCCGUAUCUUCAUAUGCAACGUUUCCAAUGCCGAUCAUGUCAAGUCUGUCGUCGAGGACUGUGCUGCUAGUCUACCUCCCAUCAAAGGGUGUAUCCAGUGCGCCAUGACUUUGCAGGAUGGUGCAUUUGCGAGCAUGUCCAUGAGCGACUGGCAGACCGCUAUCACACCAAAGGUCGAAGGGUCCUGGAACUUGCAUGAGCUCCUACCCACAAACAUGGACUUUUAUGUCAUGCUUUCUUCCGUUGCAGGUAUCUUUGGUAACCGUGGUCAAGCCAACUAUGCAGCAGGAAAUACUUUCCAAGACGCCCUCGCUGCAUACCGCACUGCGCGAGGCAUGAACACCUACAGCCUCAACCUGGGCAGCGUGUCAAGCAUUGGCUGGGUGGCGGAGAACAAAGACUCAAUGCGUACUCAAACGGCCACGUUGUUCGAACUGCUUCGGGAAGAUGAAGUUCACAGUGCAAUUGAAUUCCUGAUUGAUCCAAUGUACCAGAAGAUCAACCAUCAUCGAUCAACUCCCCACUCGCAGCUCGUGCUGGGCCUUCCGACGGCGGAACUGUGCCAGCAAAAUGGCAUUCCGUCGCCAUCAUACCUCAACUACUCUCUCUUUACCCAUCAACGUAACACUACCGCCGCAAAGGCUGCAGAGUCCAUUGACCAAAAGACAAUCAGCACUGCCGUUCUUCUGAGCUCAGUGUCCUCUAUCGAUGAUGCAGUUUCGGUAGUGUCUGAUGGAAUCGUCGAGAGGCUCUCUUCCCUUCUUUCAAUUCCCGUGUCAGACCUUGAUGUUCAGAGAUUCGGAUUCGGAGCCAUCGACUCACUAGUCUCAAUGGAGUUCCGCUCCUGGAUCGUCAAGGAGCUGAAAGCCGACGUCUCUCUUUUGGAUAUCAUGGGCGCCCAGAAUAUCCGAUCUCUCAGCCAGAAGAUUGCUCGGACAACUCGCCUGCUAGGAGGUCGCUCAACUUAA